This is a messenger RNA of Physcomitrium patens, 2240 nucleotides long. Lineage: Eukaryota; Viridiplantae; Streptophyta; Bryopsida; Funariales; Funariaceae. The record is from RefSeq and is a predicted model, not a curated record.
CGCGGCGCUCAUUUGGGAGAAGGAUCGUGCAUGGGCUUCAUCGCAAUUCCCCCGAUCGCAAUUCCUUGGAACCAGGCACACGGAUUUGCGACUACCCAAUGCAAUGUUCUAGUGACUUCGACGAUGAUGAUUUCGUCGCGGUUACUUUGCCAUCCAAAACAGCGACGAAACCUCUUUCCCCCGUCGCGCGCAUCUUUUCUUCAUAGGUCGCAUCUCUCAUGACCUUGUAGAGUCCUACAUUUUCGAGAUGCGUGAGAUUGCAAUACGGAGCUGACGUGCAGGAGUGGUAGGUAGCGCAGGAGUGGUAGGUAGCUGGGACGGUAAACGCUUCGUGGAGAGACAACAAUUCGGGAAGAAGGUUGGGUUCGAAGUGGGAGGUUGUUGACGAGAGGGUGAUUGAUCGAUCCUCGGUGGAAUUGAGUCGUGAGAAUUCUGGAGGAGACGACACGGCUCAUGACUUCGACCGUUUUCUCAAGCUGGUGCACUCGCUGGGGCAGUUCUGCGUGCACCGAUUUGUCGGUUCUUUCUUCGAGGUUGGAUAUGAGCUGAGGACAGUGGUUAAGAGAGUCCAAUUUUUGCCGGCCUCCUUUUUUUUUACUUCUUGCGUAGUCUUUGGAUCGGUUGAGCGCAGAGAGUUAGUAAUCGAAGCCCUGAUGUGGGGCGCGGAAGAAAGCCCUGUCGCAUUUUAGUGUACAAUUCUCAAUUUAGCAUGAGAGAGAAAUUGCGAAGUGUGUACGACACUAUUGGGUGGUUGACACAAUUUUGUCCUCAGAGGAUUCUGGAUUGGCACAGGCAGCAGUCACGGUGAUAUGGUCUCGCUAGCUGAUGGGAAGAAACUGGAGUAAUGUACGCAAUAUCUUAGAUUUUGGGGAGACACUUGGUAAACCUUUUUGUUGCAAGACCAAGACUUACUGAAAGUUUCCAUUGAGGACCUUGUGAAGAUACUGUAGGAAGUUUUGAUAGGGGAAUCGGUAGAGGUUAUCAGCGCGUCAAAAUGAGCUUUGUAUUCAGAGGAGCCCGACCAGACUUGGAGGGUGGGCUGGCAGGGUUGAUGCCUGAUCGGCGCUAUGUGUCUGGACAUGGAUUUCAUGGAACUGUGCGUCAUGUGAAUACUAAUUCCAUGGCAUUCUUAAUUUCAGUGGCGUUAUUAUAUAUGAUCCUCAGUUCUGAACAAAUGUCCCUAAACCUAAUGAUUUGGGUGGGAAUGGGCGUACUUUUUCUGGCUUCUAGUUUACGUAUGUACUCUAUUUGUCACCAACUUCAAGCUCAGGCACAGGCAGCUGCAGCGGCGGCGACUGCGGGUGGAUUUCUAAGCCACGCAGAGCUCCGCCUACGUAUGCACCCCACUCUAUCUUUUGCCAUCAGAACCCAGCUCCACGGUUUUCGUUUGCAGCUUGCCCUACUUGACAGGGAAUUGGAUGACCUAGAUUACGAUGCUUUAAGGGCAUUGGAUGGAGUCAAUUCCCCUGGCGUUCCAGCGAUGAGCGAUACAGAUAUUAGCAGAUUACCGGUUCGUGUGUACAAACGCUCCUCACAGAUACCUGCAGCUGAUCAAUCACAACUCAGCAGCGAAGGAGAAGAGCUGUCCUCUGAGGAAGUCAAAGUCGACGUUGUCGAUGAAACUCCGGACAAGAUUGUCCAAGGCGAGCAGAAAACAUUGGAGGAGUUGACGUGCAGUGUUUGCUUGGAGCAAGUGGUGGAGGGUGAAAUAAUUCGAACUCUUCCAUGUGUACAUCAGUUUCAUGCUGCUUGCAUCGACCUGUGGUUAAGGCAACAAGCGACUUGCCCCGUGUGUAAAUUUAGGUUGGGUGGGCCAGAAACUUCCAUGGCGAGCAGCGCCGCCACGACUACUGCUUUCAUAGUGUAAGGUUGGUCAUUCGGUCUUUCGCUGGAGUUGGUAUCCUUGAUAUUUUUACAAGACCAAUGAUCCCAGACUUGAGUGUACACUUUGGGCUCAAUGAGCACCUAUGGAAGCAAUUUGCACGGUAGUUGGGUAGCGCAGAAUGAGCUGAGGGUCGGGAAGGCAGUAUUUCAGUCACAUUGUAUAGUAUGUAGCGCUGAGUUGUUAUACCAAUAUUCAUCUAAAAAUGGUUUUUUUAUAUAUUUAUACUGAGUUUAGGAACCGACAGUAGUCACAAUUGCAAGGCUCCAUGUUUCGAAGCAGGAAUUGGAAUUAAUGUAUACGCAUGCUAGUUCACAGUUGACAAUUCAAUUACGUGGUUACUCAUUGACACAUUCAA